Nerophis lumbriciformis (worm pipefish) is the source of this 2478-nucleotide messenger RNA. It is a transcript of the gene ifrd2, whose product is annotated as interferon-related developmental regulator 2. NCBI's taxonomy places the organism in Eukaryota, Metazoa, Chordata, Actinopteri, Syngnathiformes, Syngnathidae. The record is from RefSeq and is a predicted model, not a curated record.
ACGACGGAAAACGCCGCCCCGUGCCCGACGAGCGACUAGUUGGCGACGUCUGAUUGUUAAGUUCAGUAAAUGUACUUUGUCUGAAAUUCCCGCGGGCCCUACAGGAAAUUUGGAAUCGGGUUGAAGUAGUACCUGGCAACCCGGUAUUUUAUUUACAGAGUAAACCUGGCAACCCCCGGCAGCCGGCGUGCUCUCUCUGCUGCGACUGAGAGGAAGAUGGUGGACCUGCGGACCACAUCGUGCUUCAAACUUCGCCCCAAACUCUUUGAGAGAUGCUCACAUUGUCAACCCGGCGUCACGUAUAGAUUACCAGGGGACAACUAUAGAUAAUACAUCGAGUUUUUCUCUCCCGUGCGCAAGACUUCACUUCCGGGGUGGAAGUUAGCUUGAGUGGCUAAUUAGCCAACUUUCCCGGGGUUUCUUGUUUUUAUUGAACUUGUUUGUCGUGGGAACCACCGCCUGGAUGUCUGCCCGUCGACUGUGACACGGCACAGGAGCGCGAAUAGUCCAUUUGAAAGCGGGGCUGACGUUAGCUAGCUAGCCUAGCGAAGACACCUCCAGCCGGCCGGCAGCUGUGCGGACUCAAGGUGCCGCCAUGCCGCGGGUUAAAAAAGGGAGACGCGGCGCCAGCAAAGCGGGUGUCAAAAAUGGCGGCAGGGCGGAGUCAGGAGCCAGCGAUGACGAGCUGACGUCGGACGUCCUCAGCCACUACAGCAGCGCCAGUGAAGGCACCUCUGUGCUGGAGGAGGGCACAGGAGGGGAGCAGGUGGACGAGCAGACGGCCCAGGAGGAAAUGGAAGACAAACUCAAGCAGUGCAUCGAUGAUCUCACUGACAAGAGUGCCAAGACUCGACUUGCGGCCAUGGAGUCCUUGCGACAGGUCUUCUCCUCCAAAGUCCUGUACGACUUCCUCACGGAGAGACGCCUCACGGUCGGCGACUGCCUGGAGAGGAACCUCAAAAAAGGCGGCGGGGAAGAGAAGGCGUCGGCGGCCACCCUCUUCGCCCUACUCUGCAUCCAGCUGGGCGGAGGAGACGAGGCGGCCGAGGGCUUCAACAUGCUCCGCCCCAUCCUGACCACCAUCUUGACUGACAACACCGCCAGCAUGACAGCACGUCAAAGUUGUGCCAGAGCUUUGGGGAUGUGUUGCUAUGUUUCUGCUGCUGAAGACGGAGAAGACUUGAUCAAGUCCUUGUCCCUUCUGGAGAGCAUCUUCAUGUCCUCCUACCCCAACCGAGAGGGAGUGCUGCCCACGCCCAAACCUGGAGGCCCAGCUCUCCACAGCGCUGCCCUGCAGGCCUGGUGCCUGCUGGUCACCCUCUGUCCUGCAUCCAGACUCUCUGUCCUGCUGCACCUUCAUCUUCCCAAGCUGCUCGCCUGCCUGCAAAGUAGUGACGUCAACUACAGAAUCACCGUGGGAGAAACCAUCGCGCUGCUUGUGGAGCUGGGAAGGGAAAUUGAUGAGGACUUUGAGGUGGAGGACGCAGAAAGCUUGUGCGAGAGUCUGAAGGCUUUAGCCACAGACUGCACCAAGCAUCGCGCCAAGAACGACAAGAGGAAGCAGCGCUCCAUCUUCAGGGAGGUCCUGCACUACAUGGAGAACGAGGACUUCACCGAGGAGAGGAUCCGGUUUGGAGUGGAGAGCGUUUACAUCGACAGCUGGAUGAGGAGAAGAAUCUACGACGCCUUCAAGGAGAUCCUGGAGUCAGGAGUCCGACAUCAUCUGCAGUUUAAUCCUCUGCUGAGAGACAUCUUUGGUCUGGGACCUCCCAUCAUCCUGGACCCCGCCCUCAAAGCCAACAAGAUCUCACGCUUUGAGAAGCAUCUAUUUAACUCUGCUGCGUUCAAGGCCAGAACAAAACAGAGGAACAAAGUGCGCGACAAGCGUGCUGAUGUCAUGUGACCUGACCACCAACACUAUGCUCGCCACAUUCAACAUGGCCGCCGCUCCAGCUAGGAAACGUUUGCUAUUGAACAUGAUGAAGAAUGUUUUCUUCUUAUUGUGAGCAGAAUUCUUCUAACCUUGUCGCUAGCAACAAAAUGCUCCUGAUUUUUGGUGCAAGUGGACAUUUUUAAUUAGCUUCUUUCAUUUCUAAUUGGUGCUCAUGCUAACAUCAACAUAUUUGUUUUUAUUUAUUCCACUACAACUGUUUGGUUUUGAAGAGAAUGCAAAGUGCUGUUUACACAUGUUUCAUCUUGAAUAGCAUAUUUGAUUGCACAUUGAAGGGAUCAUGAGAGGUGUUACUUGAAUCAUUAAAUGCCUGUUUGGACUCUGCAACACAUCAUAUUUACAAGGAAUAUAUUAUUGUUCUAGCAGUCUAACCAAUCAAUAAGAAACAAAGUCAAAGAAUGCUCCUUUUCAUAAUGUGACAUGUAAGUUCAAAAUGUAGUCUUACUAUUUUAUAUACUACAUUUGGAAUAUAUUUUAGCAUUUUGUAAAGGUACAAUUUUUAAAGAUUAAAUUUUUUGGUGAAAUUA